Xenia sp. Carnegie-2017 is the source of this 885-nucleotide messenger RNA. RefSeq names its product protein C9orf135-like. Gene Ontology annotation, cellular component: plasma membrane. The record is from RefSeq and is a predicted model, not a curated record. Lineage: Eukaryota; Metazoa; Cnidaria; Anthozoa; Malacalcyonacea; Xeniidae. The transcript has 6 exons. The coding region runs from base 114 to 785 and encodes 223 amino acids.
AUAGCAACUAGCGUAAACUACUUUUCAUAAUUCUCAACAAGUAUUAUUUUCUAUUGCAGAGGUUGUCUAAUUUUCAUUGAUAUUUGUUAUAUUAGUGAAUAACUGCAAUUAAAAUGGAUUCGGAGUUGUUUCCUGAUUUUAUUGAACGUAAAGGUUCAUUAUUUCUUCGCUCAGAUCACAUGGAUUAUGGUCGCGCAACCCUCGUUUCGAAUUGGCACCAAUCACGCGAGGCUGAGCCUAAGGAUUAUGAAGUAAAUGAUCAUAUUCCAGCCAAAAGACGUUUACAUCGUUCAACAUACAAGCGGAUAGGAAAUUCAGAGAGUAAUACUUCAUCUCUUGUGUCCACAAGCCACUAUCAAAUGCAAGAGGCUCUACACCUAAAAGAUAAUUUUCAACCAAAACAAACAAGAAUAGCUAUGACAAACGAGGACAACUUCCAUCACAUCCUCAUAGAUCAUAGUGGGAUUGAAAACCCAAAUAAAAGAAACUGCAAGAUACUACCAAAACAUCCAAAAAAUCAUAACAAAAGAUACUUAGACACAACUCAAAAAACUUCUUAUCAACCACCAUAUCCAUAUACACCAAAGGCAACAGUCAAAGAUGAUCCUUUUGAGUAUAAUAACUCCCCGACUUGGAAAAAGUGUCUUUCGCAGUUCACAGACACUGACAAUUACCAUCGCUGUGGUAAUAACACAUGGCAAGAUGAAAGUGGUUACUAUGCCAACAAAAACUUACGAGCAAAUGUAGUCCCUAAGACAGAUACUAUUCCUUCGAGAUUAUUGUAGCAUUAACCACAAGUUAAGAACAACUUAAUUUCAAAAUUUCAGUCAGUGUUUUCUUCAUCACUGAAAUAUGAAUCUGUUCUGAUUGUCUUUUUGCGUUUUA